AGGAGAUAGAGAGGCCGGCUUUGGGGUUGCCAGGGAGCGGCGGGCAGGAGACUUCCGUUUCCGGUCCCUUCGGCACGCGGAUCCAGUGAUCCGACCCUGCGGGAAGAUGCGGCCUUUGACUGAAGAGGAGACCCGGGUGAUGUUUGAGAAGAUCGCGAAAUACAUCGGGGAGAAUCUGCAGCUGCUGGUGGACAGGCCCGAUGGUACCUACUGCUUCAGGCUGCACAACGACCGUGUGUAUUACGUGAGCGAGAAGAUCCUGAAGCUGGCCACCAAUAUCUCCGGGGACAAGCUGGUGUCGCUGGGGACCUGCUUCGGAAAAUUCACGAAGACCCACAAGUUCCGCCUGCACAUUACGGCCCUGGAUUUCCUUGCGCCCUAUGCCAAGUACAAAGUGUGGAUAAAGCCUGGAGCAGAGCAGUCCUUCCUGUAUGGAAACCACGUGUUGAAAUCUGGUUUGGGUCGAAUCACUGAAAACACUUCGCAGUACCAGGGAGUGGUGGUGUACUCCAUGGCAGAUGUCCCUUUGGGUUUUGGGGUAGCCGCCAAGUCUACACAAGACUGCAGGAAAGUAGACCCCAUGGCAAUUGUGGUAUUUCAUCAAGCAGACAUUGGGGAGUAUGUACGCCAUGAAGAGACCUUGACUUAAAGUGAAGUCAUCCCAAGGACUGAGGCUCUAUGGAAGGACCUCGCUUUGUUUCCAGUGUCUGUGCGGAUGUCUCCAUCCUGUUGGGUUUUAUCAACACUUCUGUGGAGACUUCUUACUUUCCUAUUCUAUCACCGACAAAUGCGAGCUGGAUUCUUACUAUGCAGUGAAAGGGAUGAAAAGUGGAGAAUCAAAUUUAAAACAAGCCUGAGCUUGUCUCAAAAAUCCAAAAGGAAAAAAAGUGGGGUUUCAGAUGAAAUAGAAUAUUCUUAUUCUGUACUUGAAUCAAGGCUUCUUGUUCUGAGCAAUAAGUUCUAAACUGUUGAAACAGGACAAGAGGAGUUAACUGUUAUCUGUGAUAGCACUGUUCAUUUUCUUUAUUAAUAUCAUGCAAGAGAAAACAUUGCCAUAUAAAAAUAGGACACCUUCCAAAUGAAAUUCAGCUAAAAUGCUGUGUCACUCAGUAUUCCUAUACAGUUAGUGCUGUACAGAAAGUAUGGAAGAAAAGCUUGGAUUGAAACCUUCAUUGGCCUUGAACCAGUCACUCACCUUUAAGAACUUUUUCUUUCUCUGUUUACAAAACUUGCAACUUGAGCCAGGUGCCAGUGGCUCACUCCUGUA
Messenger RNA from Perognathus longimembris pacificus (Pacific pocket mouse), 1267 nucleotides. It is a transcript of the gene Nip7, whose product is annotated as nucleolar pre-rRNA processing protein NIP7. Bases 107 to 649 code for a protein of 180 amino acids. The transcript has 5 exons. Lineage: Eukaryota; Metazoa; Chordata; Mammalia; Rodentia; Heteromyidae. Gene Ontology annotation, molecular function: RNA binding. Gene Ontology annotation, cellular component: nucleolus; nucleus; preribosome, large subunit precursor. The record is from RefSeq and is a predicted model, not a curated record. Gene Ontology annotation, biological process: ribosomal large subunit biogenesis; ribosome assembly.